Molecule: messenger RNA, 516 nt
Organism: Soboliphyme baturini
Lineage: Eukaryota; Metazoa; Nematoda; Enoplea; Dioctophymatida; Soboliphymatidae
Source: the annotation of a GenBank genome assembly
UUGUUUCAGCUUUCACUACCCACCGACCAUGCGUUGGACUGUGGCUCAGGUAUUGGCCGUGUGACAAAAUGUGUUCUGUCGAAGUUUUUCGAUCACAUCGAUUUGGUAGACGUCACUCAGAAAUUUCUCGAUGAGUCUGUUUCCUAUUUGGGUAAAGUUAACGUGAAGGUAAAUCGUCGAAUCUGCUGCGGCCUGCAGGAUUUAAUUCCUGAACGCGGACGGUACAACAUGAUAUGGAUUCAGUGGGUAGCGUCUCAUCUUAUCGACUCUGAUCUGGGCGCGUUUCUCAAGCGGUGUCGCGAAAGUCUGUCGGCAGACGGCGGAGUCGUGGUGUUGAAGGAAAAUAUCUCGAGGGACUUGGAACAAGAUUUUGAUGAACUCGAUCAUUCAUGGACGAGAUCGCGCCAGUGCUUCCUUAAUCUUUUCCGCGACAAUGACUUGCAGUUGGUUAGCGAGCAUAAGCAGCGAAAUUUUCCGCAGUCGAUCUACGAAGUUCGUAUGUUUGCUGUUCAGUGA